Molecule: messenger RNA, 1293 nt
Organism: Lichtheimia ornata
Lineage: Eukaryota; Fungi; Mucoromycota; Mucoromycetes; Mucorales; Lichtheimiaceae
Exons: 5
Coding region: 1-1293 (430 amino acids)
Biological process (GO): regulation of transcription by RNA polymerase II; regulation of cell cycle
Cellular component (GO): transcription regulator complex; nucleus
Molecular function (GO): DNA-binding transcription factor activity, RNA polymerase II-specific; RNA polymerase II transcription regulatory region sequence-specific DNA binding
Source: RefSeq, a predicted model, not a curated record
AUGUCCAUCUUUUCCAACGCCAACUUGACAUUCAUUCAGCAACAUGCAUCUAAUACGCUUCCUUCACCUCCGUCACCUAACUUAUUCACGCUUCCAUCGCCAUUUGAUCCAAAUAGGCCCAUUCAUCGUCCUUAUGACUAUCAACAUCCUACGAAUGAUUCUUGCUCAAUUUCCUCCAUCGAGCUGCGACCUUUGAUGAAACGUAAUAUCAUCACACCAGCAGUUUUAGCUUCAUCAUCAGACCAUUGCCGACUCCCUUCAUUGCAAAACAUGCUAGCAUCACCGCCACCUGAAGAUCGUCCAUCCAAUACUACUAGCAGCCAUCAUAAUAAUACUCAUGAUGCCAAAGUUACAUCAUUUCAUCGUGAUCAACAGCCUAUCGCAUCCCAUCUUGUCAAACGCGGUCGAUCAAAUGAUGCUGCUGUCAUUAUUCACGAGCAACAACAACAUGAUACCUUUACUCAAAAGAAGUCCAAACAUCGCCACCAUGACGAUACGCGUGGUUUAAGGCACUUUAGCAAGCAAGUGUGUGACACGGUUGCAAGGAAAGGUAUCACCACGUACAAUGAGGUUGCCGACGAGUUGGCAUCGAGCAUCCGUGCCAGUAGUAGUGACAAUGCGAGCUGUACCACAACAAGCUUGGAUCAAAAGAACAUUCGUCGCCGUGUUUAUGAUGCUCUUAAUGUUCUUAUGGGCACAGGCAUCAUUGCCAAAGACAAGAAGAACAUCAAAUGGGUAGGCGAUAUUGCGUGCACUGACGAGCAUGUUGCACACGAUAUGCAUGGUCAACAUCUUGACCAUUUGCAAGCUCAAAUUCACCGUGAACAGGUUCACCAAGCAACGCUCGUGGCAUCCCUUGAUGAAAUGAGCCAUCUAAUUCGAGAUAAGCUUCAACAGCACGUGCAGCUAUGUCAUCUCAUUUGGAGAAACCAGCAAAGGAAUGACAAGUCCACACCAUCACCUCCCAAUCACGCCCGCGUUGAGCUUCCUUUUUUCCUUGUAUCAUCGCUCGAUGAUGAGGAACAGGGCGGCAUGCAAAUUCAAGUGCGAGAUGAUGGUCAUUAUGCCGAAAUAUCCGAUAUUAGCAUGGCUCACGGUGAAGCACGCAUCAUUUACGAGGAUGUUGAUGUGCUUGAAUCUCUUGGAUUGAAUAACAUCACGCAUGAACAACUUGAUGCAUGGUUACCCAAUGAUCCUGCAUUACGCGCCUUUGUAUCCGUGCGUCGAUGUAGUGGUGGUGAUGGCACGAUCGUAUGUUUGCAGUCGUCACGUACUUCAAAUCAUGUCACGUGA